This is a messenger RNA of Pseudocercospora fijiensis CIRAD86, 2730 nucleotides long. RefSeq lists its product as uncharacterized. The record is from RefSeq and is a predicted model, not a curated record. NCBI's taxonomy places the organism in Eukaryota, Fungi, Ascomycota, Dothideomycetes, Mycosphaerellales, Mycosphaerellaceae. Bases 1 to 2730 code for a protein of 909 amino acids. The transcript is spliced from 9 exons.
AUGAGUGCGUCUGCAGCAACUAUAGGAUCGAGGCCAGUGGAACUGCCGUGCCUCGGACGCUGCAGCAUAACAUCAAAGAAGGCGAAGUUCCCUUCGUACCUGACUAUUCUAAUCUCCCAUUGGUCAACUCAACUCAACCCUCAGGCUGAUGUGCUUCCAUGGAACCACGUUGAGCGAGUCGCAGGGCUGGCACAUCACGACAUCUUGAUUGACAACACUUUGAGGAGGAAGAGUGAAAGAAUCUUUCGCGGGAUGCGAGAGUUUACAUCGAAGCGUGAUAAUGCUCGAUCGACUUCAGCGUACAUCUCUCUCAUCUUGUUGUUGUUCUCUCUCUCUCUCAUCCCAAUCCGGACAGAGCAAGAUGAUGAAAGAAUCUUUGUUGCCUCGUCACCCUCCUCCUCCUCCACAGCAGCAGCAAUCAAUCAUCAUGUCCCAAGACCUAAAACUAAAACCAAAAUGUCACCACCCCAUCGCCCGGCAUCAGGUGGAAAUCGCUCCACCACCACCCACCUCCGCUCCAAUGCCCUGAUGCAAAAAAUCACAAAACCCGCCGCAGCGGGGAGUGUAGUAGAUAGGACCGAAGCGGUGGCACAAUUGAGUCAUGUGGAGUACACUGCGGAAUUUUUCGGAACUCUGGCGUCGCAGACGAGGAGUUUGAGGAGGAGGUUAACGGGAGGGGGGGAGGAGGAUGUGGAUGUGGAGAUGGGGGAGAGAUCGCCAGGUCGUCGUCGUCGUCGAUAUCCGUGCAGGUUACGGGUUGAGAAUGGAAGGAUUUCACGACCGUAUUCGGGGCGUCCACGUUCGGAGAUAUAUAAUUACCGAGAGGUGUUGUCGCCGGUGGAACGGCUUCCGCCGCGGGCUCCCGUUUUUGAGGAGUCGGGGUCGGAGUUGGAGGAUGAUGGGGAGAUCACGGCGGUGUUUGCCUAUACGGGCUUUCUGGCGGAAGCUGAUGAUCGGAUUGAUCCUAGGACGGGAUUUGCGGUGCCGCCUCCAUGGAUCAGGUUCAAGUACAGUCGCGAAGGGAAGGCUGUGAUUAAGGGUUACAGAGAGGACUGGAGAGGUUUGGAAGACUUUUUGCCGCCGCAUCCUUGGGCUGGAGAGGGUGGGAGGUAUGGAAAUCAGUGCUCACGAAGCACCGCGAGCGCCGAAGGCGAGGAGGGUGCAGACGCCUGGCUGGGCCGUAGUGCCGAGAUGCAGAAUAAUGAGAAGUUCCCGAUGCGGACAGGCUUUUCAACACUUUCUUUGUGCGUCAUGAAUUUCCGCAUCCGGCGUGUAAGCUUGCACAAUAGCCUGGUCGGCUUUGUCUCCAUCAAUACAAGAUGUAUCAUCGUUGCAGAGGAUUCGCAGCCGCUCUCCCAUUCACCACAUACCACGAUGCAGUUCAAGGACGACGACGACGAGAUGCUCCCGCUCGGCCGCGAGCCGAGCCAACACCUACCUUCCUGGAGAAGAAGAGGACCAAGAGCUCCUGAGGACGGAUUCGGGCUUCGACCUGCGUACUUUUCGCGUGAAUACAGUACCUGGUGGGAGAAGGCCUACGGAUUUCCCAUCGGGAGUGUUGACGUAGCUUGCCGACACCACAUCGGCGGGUCCACAUAUGAACAGGUUCUGGAGAAGCUGAUUGAACAUCAGACUGACUUUUGUAGGCACCAUGGCAUCGAGGAAGACGAAGACGGAAGUCUUCUUUAUCCACCAGCGGAAAUUCUUGGUACCAAAGCGUUCAAGGCCAAGAUGGAAAAGCAGAAUGAUCCAAACGCCAGGCGCAGGAAGAGGAACGAGGAACUCCGAACGCAACGAGAAUUUGAGGAGUACGAGGCGCUAAGACGACCACCAACGCCACUCGAUGAGGUUCUCCGACAAAUCAGAGAGGAAGAGAUCAAACACGAUGUGGCGGAGAAAGCUGCCGCCAAUGGAUCCGCUCCGAAGGUCAGGGCAAGACUCAACACCAAUAACAUUCCCCAGCAAACAGGACAGCCGGGCGGGAACCAGCGUCGUUCGCCAGAGCGGCCUCCACCCACAUACAGUCCUGGGUACCAGCGUCGUUCGCCAGAGCGGCCUCCCCCUACAUACAGUCCUCCUCGUGGGACACCACCAUCCUACGCUGCGGCUCACGGCAUCAGACGCCGAGGUGCCCUUGCGGUCCGUCGUCCUCGGGGAAUACUAGGGCCUCCACGCAUUCCAACCCCAGAAUUUGAGCGAGUAGAGCAUCCAAACUACGACUCCGACGACUUCUUGGCAGAGCCGGCUGAAGAGACAUACCCGACUGGAACCGGUCGCUACGACAAUGAUUUCAAUGGUCUGAGACGCAGCAAUGCCGUUCGCCGGCCAGUCCAGUAUUCUGGAAUCAGGACUGCAUAUGAUCCUGCUCCUCCUCGCGACAAUGCCAUGUCCAGACCGGUGAGAAGGUCUCCAUCAUGGGAACGAAACUCGCCCUACGGCAGAAGGUCCAGUAUUCAGAGGACACCGCCGCGGGUCGAAGUGGUCCCCGACAAUAUCCCAAGGUUGUUCGGCUACGACGGGCCACCACGCACGCCGCAACGCGCUUUCAGUUAUCGUCGAACUCCACCUCCGACGCCUCAAGCAGAACACGUGAGACGUGUCCCGAGUGAUGAGAUUGCUGUUCGCCGCAGCCGAAGCUUCAGUCCCAGCCCACCGAGCUCUCCAACCAGGGGUCCUCCGCGUCGCAGCAGGCGUAUUGCUGCUGGUCGUGUCCAGAAGAGGUCGCCAUAG